AUUUUUUCUGUUUCUCUGAGAUGAUAACAUUGAUAUACUUAUGGAUACUUGAAUGUUUGUUUGUGUUAAUUCGUCUAUUCCCUCGACUUGUCAAUGAUUUUUAAAAACAGGUAUUUGGGAAUGAAGAUAUUGUUGGUUGAUUUAGUUCUCUUGCUUUCUUGUUUUCAUUUAGUUAGGUGCAAUAAUACGCGUUCAGACAACUUAUUGCCUGGACAAAUCCUUUCCUUUUCUGCAGCAGAUACUUUAGUGUCCAAACAAGGGAAGUUUGAACUCGGUUUCUUCUGUCCAGGUAAUUCUGAAAAGCUUUUUAUUGGUAUAUGGUAUACAAACAUAAAGCCCAAAACUGUGGUUUGGAUAGCAAAUAGGGACAACCCUAUUCGUCCUCCGUUCAAUAAUUCUCAUCUAGAGCUGUCUGAUGGAAAUCUACAACUCUUGGAUGCACGUAAACAAAGAGUUUGGAGUUCUAGUUUAUCCACACCUUCAGCAUAUGCCAAUAAAGCAGUACUUCUUGACUCUGGAAAUCUUGUUUUGACAAAUGGCAUUGACAGACAGUGGCAGAGCUUUAAUUAUCCUACAGAUACGUGGCUGCCUGGUGCGAUGAUUGGAUUUAAUAAGUCCAAGAACACACUCCAGAAACUUACUUCUUGGAGGGAUCUGAAUGAUCCAGCUUCAGGAAGCUACUCUUUGCAAGUAGGCCAGAAUCAAAAUGGUGAGUUAGUUGUUAAACAUAAUUUCCAGGAAGAAUGGAGGUCUGGGCCUUGGAAUGAAGGAGGGUUUGCUAUUAGAGCACAACAAAAUUAUUAUAAGGAUUUAUUCGACUUCAGUUAUGAUCCAACUGAAUAUAGUAAAUAUAUUACUUACAAUGUCUUUGAUGAAUCUGGCAUUUCUCGAAUUGUCUUAGAAUUUAAUGGGUUGAUGAAGCAAUGGUUCUGGUCUAAAGAUCAUCAGAGUUGGCAGUUAGUGUGGUCUCGAUCUACUGAUUAUUGUGACCAAAUAAAUUUCUGUGGUGCUUUUGGAAUUUGUGACAUGAAUGCCAGUUCACCCUGUGAAUGUUUAAAAGGUUAUGAACCGAAGUUUAAAUCAGAUUGGGAUAUUAGAAACUAUUCAGGUGGGUGUGUGAGAAAAAUUCCGAUGCAGUGUGGCAGCAAUAACAAAAAAUUUGUCCGUAUGCCAAAUGUUAAACUUCCUGUGUCAUCUCAAUCAAUGAAAGGAGGAAAUGAUCAGAUCUGUGAAUAUAUAUGUUCAUCCAAUUGCUCAUGCAAUGCUUAUGCUUACAGCAAUAGUGGAGAGUGCUUAUUAUGGUAUAGCGAUUUGAUUGAUCUGUCAAGAUUACCUAAUAAUUCAAGUCAAGUAGAGUUCAACCUUAAGCUUUUUGAGCACUCAAACAAAGGAAAGAAGAAACUACUACUGGUAGCACUAGUAGUGUCCAUCACUUCUGCAAGUUUUGUCUGUGGUACAUGCUGUUACUUUCUAUGGAGAAUAAAACUCAAGGAAAAAGGGAUUUUGGGAAGGAAAAAGUUCAGGGAAAUGUUACUUUCUAAAUCAGCAACUACCUUAUCAAAACCUGGAACUUCCAGUAAAAUGGGACAAGAAAAGAAACGUUCCAUCGAGCUGAAGUUCUUUGAAUUACGUGAGUUGAAAGCUGUGACAGACAAUUUUUCACCUGACAAUAAGCUUGGAGAAGGAGGUUUUGGGCCUGUUUUUAAGGGUCAAUUGCCAGAUGGGCAGAAAAUAGCUGUGAAAAGGCUAUCAACUCAAUCACAGCAAGGAAUUAGUGAAUUCAAAACUGAGGUCCUUCUCAUUGCUAAACUUCAACACAGAAAUCUUGUUAGGUUUCUUGGCUGCUGUGAAGAAGACGAGGAGAAAAUGUUGAUCUAUGAAUAUAUGCCAAACAAAAGUCUAGACUAUUUCAUAUUUGACGAGAGCAGGAAGUCAUUGCUUGAUUGGAGAAGGCGGUAUGAAAUCAUUAUUGGAAUCGCUAGAGGGAUACUCUAUCUUCAUCAGGACUCAAGAUUAAGAAUAAUACACCGUGAUCUGAAAGCCAGCAACAUUCUUUUAGAUGAAGAUAUGAACCCCAAGAUAUCAGAUUUUGGUACUGCUCGAAUAUUUAGUGGAAACCAGAAUGAAGCUAAGACUCUUCGAGUUGUUGGAACAUAUGCCUAUAUGUCACCUGAAUAUGCUCGAGCUGGUCUCUUCUCAGUAAAAUCUGAUGUCUUUAGCUUUGGUGUUAUAUUAUUGGAGAUCAUAAGUGGCAAAAGGAACAUGGUCUCUUAUAAUAGUGAUUCCCCUCCAAAUUUGAUACGACGGGCCUGGGAGUUGUGGAAUGAUGGUAAGGCCUUUCAGCUGGUAGAUCCAUCAAUAGUUGAUUCUUGUCCCAGUGAGGAAGCAUUACGCUGCAUUCUAGUAGGACUAUUGUGUUUGCAACUCAAUGCAGCAGACAGACCAACCAUGUCAACAAUUCUGUCCAUGCUAAGUAUUGAAGCAACAGUUCCCUCCCCGAAGCAGCCCUUCAUUACCCCUAACUCAGACUUGAUUACUACCGAAACAGCAUCAUCUUCGAUCAACGAGGUGACAAUUACAGCACCUUAUGUUCGUUAGUUGUCUGACGUGUAUAUGUAUUUCUGUUAUCUGUUUAUCAAAUGUAUCUAGUGCUCAUUACUUCCCAAAGUAUGAUAUAGUCUUCAAUGAUUCAAUGCAAAUAAUGCUAAAAGAUUUUCAAUAGACUAGUUGAUAUUACUUUUACAGAUACUCAUCACAGAAAGAUUGAGACAACAAUGCUCUUACUCAUGAUCAUAAUAUUAUUGUUGUAUUUGAUA
Solanum stenotomum is the source of this 2816-nucleotide messenger RNA. RefSeq names its product G-type lectin S-receptor-like serine/threonine-protein kinase At1g11330. NCBI's taxonomy places the organism in Eukaryota, Viridiplantae, Streptophyta, Magnoliopsida, Solanales, Solanaceae. Bases 94 to 2598 code for a protein of 834 amino acids. The record is from RefSeq and is a predicted model, not a curated record. Gene Ontology annotation, biological process: recognition of pollen; protein phosphorylation. The transcript has 8 exons. Gene Ontology annotation, molecular function: ATP binding; protein serine/threonine kinase activity.